Messenger RNA from Sarcophilus harrisii (Tasmanian devil), 671 nucleotides. RefSeq names its product agouti related neuropeptide (gene AGRP). Gene Ontology annotation, biological process: adult feeding behavior; neuropeptide signaling pathway; positive regulation of feeding behavior. Gene Ontology annotation, molecular function: type 1 melanocortin receptor binding; neuropeptide hormone activity. Gene Ontology annotation, cellular component: extracellular region. The transcript has 4 exons. The coding region runs from base 68 to 511 and encodes 147 amino acids. Lineage: Eukaryota; Metazoa; Chordata; Mammalia; Dasyuromorphia; Dasyuridae. The record is from RefSeq and is a predicted model, not a curated record.
GGAGGACAGAUGGAAGAGGAUAUCUCCAAGGAAAAAGAAAGGGACAAGGACAAAUUCAUAGGCGACCAUGUUGAAUGCUUUGCUGCUGAGUUGGGCCGUGCUGCAGGGAUUUCCCACCACCCUGGGUGCCCAGAGCACUCGGCAAUACCCAGAUGCCAUCGGCUCCAGACUGAGUAGGUCAAGUCAAGCUCUGUACCCUGGACUCCUGCACUCAGCCCCUGAUACUUCUCUGGGACUCUCAGGCCCCGGGAUACAACCAGAACUGGAGCAGAUGGCAUCAGAGCUGGCAGAAGAAUCCCUCCUGCAAGACCCCGAGGCUCUGGCACCUGGGGUGCCGGGCCCCAUGAGCCGCGAAGAUCGCUCGCCCCGCCGCUGCGUGCGCCUCCUCGAGUCCUGCCUGGGGCACCAAGUGCCCUGCUGCGACCCGUGCGCCACCUGUUACUGCCGCUUCUUUAACUCCUUCUGCUACUGCCGCAAGCUCGGCGCCAGCUACCCCUGCAGCCGCAACUAGGGGGCUGGGCUGGGGCCGGCGGAAGCCGGACGGGUCUGAGCGCCAAUAAAGGCUCCCGAGAGCAAAGCUGGAGACCCGCGGCUGUGAGGCUUUUCCUUGUUCUCGGCUCGGGGACAAACCUCGGGCAGGGCCCGGGGCCGGGUGAUCCUAGACGGGACUG